Messenger RNA from Spathaspora passalidarum NRRL Y-27907, 1607 nucleotides. RefSeq lists its product as uncharacterized. The coding region runs from base 931 to 1257 and encodes 108 amino acids. The transcript has a single exon. NCBI's taxonomy places the organism in Eukaryota, Fungi, Ascomycota, Pichiomycetes, Serinales, Debaryomycetaceae. The record is from RefSeq and is a predicted model, not a curated record.
CAAUGUGUGACAUUGCGUAAUUCUAUAAAUAGACUACCCGCUUAUCAGAGGUUAUUUGGUGCAUGAUGUAAUUUAAUUAUGAGCACGGUUUUUUUUCGUUGGGCAUCACGCUGCAACAUGGGGGUGGUCGAUGUGCUGCACUCCUUGCGUAAUGCAUCAUGUGGUCAAUAUAUAGAUUUCUGUUCGCGAUCACCUCACCAAGAUCUCUUGUUGUUUCCUUUUGCAGCAAUUUUUGUAAACACCAAGAAAUUUACCAAAUACGCGUAUGAUGACAAUCAAUGUCACAUUGACAUAGCACACGAGGUUACACUAUGCGAACUGGCAGUUGGCUGUGCUUCAUGGCGAUAUCACUGGUUUACAUAAAGUGAAGAAAAGUUCAAGGAAAGUUUCGUGAGGCCCCUUUGAUGAUAUAUGGCCGUAUAGCAGUAACAUCGUCAAACUAUCACAAACACACCUAUGAUGUAACCACCAGAUCAUAAUCGAUCUAAAUCGUCCACACGAAAUGUAAUGGUAAAAAACAUUUGUGCAUAGCCCUGCAUUUUUUUUCGCCCCACUUUGUCGUAAUCAGAACUGUAACUUUUAUUGGGCUAAACAAGAUGAACCAGCUAGUAGACAGAUACAUUCACAGUUGAAGAUACCAGUUUCUCUUUUAUUGAAACUUCUCGAUGAGACUACCAAAAACUCGCUCAACCUGUUCACCAGACAGUGUCUCAGUCGGUUCACCCGACUUAUAACACUACAAAUAUUCCUAUUCAGAAACACAUCACACAAUUUUCACCAUACCCACAAGCACAUCAGCGUGCCAAAGUUAUCACAUUACCGUCAAAAGUAACAAGUACAUAACUAUUCCCCCACCCACCCACUGGACUCAACUACAGCAGAACUCAUUACUCACCCUUUAUGCCAAUUCUACUACUACUAUAAUCACAAAUGACAACAGUUGCUAUUGCCCAAGUUACUAUCCAUACUGUUGUUCCAAUAGCUAAAGCCCAACAACCUGACCCAAUCGUUGCACAUGUUAUAGGUAUCCAUGCAGCAGCAACAGUAGCACCCGCAAUUAUCAUUAUACCAGCCAAAAUACUAAGUGAAACAUACUUCCGAAAGCUUCGCUUCUCAAGAGCAUCUGCGCCUAUUGUACUAGCUUUAAUAAUAGUUUUAAUUAUAUAUGUCAACGAUGCAGCUAUGAUUGUUAAUAAAAUUACAAUGAUGAAAACUUUAGACUCGAAUAUUUGCACUUUGUUUAUUAUCAUUUUAUAGAUGAUUUAAAUAUUGAUAUCAUAACUUAAGAUCUAUGUCUAAGCGACAAACUUGCGACAAACUUGAGACAGUAGACAAAGAAGAACCAUUCCCCUUUUAUGCAGUAUUUUUGUUGUUGUUGUCGUUCAUACUAGUGCCACAAUAUAACUCAUACUAAUUUAUAGUAAUAGUUCUUACCACAUGGGACUUUCUUCAUACCACCUCCGAUAUCGAAAUGCAUGGUACUUUAGUGUAAACAAUUUGAUCGGCUGUGGUACGAACUUUUGUUUCUCCUUAUUAUGGAUUGUUUUAUCAGAGUAAUAUGAAAAAUAAGGGAAAAUACUGUAGUUUCCAUUUGCAGCAACUUAGCC